Messenger RNA from Fusarium poae, 1293 nucleotides. RefSeq lists its product as uncharacterized. The coding region runs from base 1 to 1293 and encodes 430 amino acids. Gene Ontology annotation, molecular function: RNA binding. The transcript is spliced from 4 exons. NCBI's taxonomy places the organism in Eukaryota, Fungi, Ascomycota, Sordariomycetes, Hypocreales, Nectriaceae. The record is from RefSeq and is a predicted model, not a curated record.
AUGCUCACUGAAGCCACUGUUCAAGCGGACGUCGGUCCGGGCAACGAAACUGGUAUUUAUUACAUUACUAUUUGUAAUUUACCAUUUGGGACAACAUGGCAGAACUUGAAAGAUUGGACACGGAAGGUUUGCGUGGUAGAUCAUAUAGAAGUGUUCCAGAGCAGCACUUCUGGAUGGGUCAGAGUCAAAGGUUUCGAAAACUUUGAGAGGGCUUGGGGUCUUCUUAACGGCGGCGUUUUCAACGGACGCUCAAUCAUUGCAUCUGACAGAAACCGCAAUCAUUCCAUCAAAAUCAGGGAAUUAGCCAUGCCACGACAAGUAACUCAAAUACAGAUACAGCAAUAUCAACCUGUGCAUCCAACUCAUCCUGCAUUUGCAGCACCAAUGGCUACGGCGGCCCCGUACCCUAUGCCACUCGAGCAGUACUACAUGGCUGGUUACUCACCAGCCAACGGUCCCAGAUUCGCCAGUCACGCUAUUCCACAAUGCUAUACUCAUCAACCGCCGAUAGUAGUAACAACCGCCGCGCCUGUAAGGCCAGCUACAUAUCAGGCUGUAGGCCCAGGCAGUUACUAUGCCUAUGACAUGGGGACAUCGUCCAACACUGUUGCCUAUGUCUCCCAACAUCAACAUGAAGGGAUGCAAACUGUUCAACCUUAUCCUUGUCUCGACGAACACUCGGAUUUCUAUUCUGAGGGCGGUUUCUCUACUCGAGAGCCAUCCUUUAAGCCUGAAUACAUUGCGACAGAGCCAAGCAAACUACAUGUGUCGCCAUUCCCGCAACAAGCGAGUGCUGAUGAAGUCAGGGCAUGGAUCCGACGCAAAGUGGACAAGACCAAGAUCUCCUCUCUGGAGAUUCCAAAGAAUAGCAACAGCAGGUACCUCAGGGGUCACGUUUUAGUCGUUUUUAACAGCGCCCCGGCCGCGAAUAUGGCAAAACAACUACUCAAUAAAGCACGCUUCCAAGGUCGAAGGGUGAUAGCGCGACCGACCCGAGAAGGCGCUGUGAUCGAACAACCAGGCCUCUCAUACGAAACGACCGCUAGGAGCGAUCCGAUACUGAGUAACACGAAUAGCUUGACAGCACCUUGCGAGAGGGGUGAAGAUAGCCGAAAGGAUAACAAGCCCCUAAGACUAAAGAACAAGGAGGUCAGGUCGGCAGGUCAUGAGAAAAAGAGGACAACGGAAAAGAAGUCGCCAUCGAAAACCCUAUCUUCUAAUAGGGAGCUUGGCAGGAAAGAUGAAAGACCAGUCAUUGUCGACGGAACGUGCCAUCGCCUCGACAAGAAGUGA